Paraphaeosphaeria sporulosa is the source of this 816-nucleotide messenger RNA. Its product is annotated as HET-domain-containing protein. The record is from RefSeq and is a predicted model, not a curated record. The annotation marks the transcript as partial. The transcript has a single exon. NCBI's taxonomy places the organism in Eukaryota, Fungi, Ascomycota, Dothideomycetes, Pleosporales, Didymosphaeriaceae.
AUGAUUCGGCUACUCCAUGUCCGAAGGAAAGAAUUCAAGGAAUUCUACGAAUCAGAGUCAGUGCCGCUUUACGCCAUAUUAUCACACAGAUGGAUGCAUGUUCAACGGAAUGGAAAGUAUCGCGCGCUUGAGAUAUCGCACAGAGAAUUUCUUGCCGGAACGGGCGACGAGAAAGGAUACGAGAAGAUCGACAAGGCCUGCGAGGCUGUUCGCGAUCUAUCACAAAAGCUUGUGCUCGAUCUCGAAUGGAUCUGGAUCGAUAGCUGUUGUAUCGACAACAACAAUAACGAAGAACAUUCGGAGGCCAUCAAUUCCAUGUAUGACUGGUAUGCGAGAUCCCAUGUCUGUAUCGCGUACUUGGAAGAGGCCAACCCUUUCGAAAGCGACAAACCCUCUGAGUGGUUCAAAAGAGGAUGGACGCUUCAGGAGUUGAUAGCUCCAGAAGUUGUCUUAUUUUACGACAAAGACUGGAUCGGUUGCGGCAGCAGAAACGAGUACACUCCAGGUGUCUAUGGUGGCCAUUCAUUUCAGGACCGAAGCAAGGAACUUGCCGCUAUUACACGCAUAGAUGCUACACUGCUCAAGCUCAAUAAGCGUAAGGACAUCAAAAGAUGGCUGAAUGCAACCCCUGCAUGCCAAAAGAUGUCGUGGGCAUCUGACAGGAGGACAAGUAAAAAAGAAGACAUGGCCUAUUGCCUGAUUGGAAUCUUUGAUAUACCGCACAUGUAUUUGAAAAGAGGAGAAGGCGGGCGGGCAUUUAUACGUCUGCAGGAAGAAAUCAUCAAACAAAGCAGCGAUCUGACCUUGUUUGCGUGG